UUCAGUGAUGGCCGAUGUUUCAAGUUGUGCGGAGUGAAUAAAGCUUUGCCAAAUUUGUGUUAAUUCACAAAUUUAGUUAAAUUCGUUACCUUUGAAGUGUUGAAUAAUUAUCAUUGAAACAUUAUAUUCAAAUUUGUGAAUUUAUUGGUGACUAAAUUGUAAGUGUUGUUCGAUGUUGAAUGUUUGUUGUGUCGCUGUAAUAGGAUCGGUGUAAAAUAAAAUAUUGGAUUACUGAUCAGGGUUUAAUUGAUCGUUGUGAAUUAUCGAUCGUGAGAAACUGGAAAGUGCGUCAAUGAGACGUUGAUUCUCGAACGAGUAAGGGCAUCGCCACACUGUUCGGUUCGCUUAGUUAGGGGCGGUGUGUGAGUGUCGCACCGCCAUGUCGCACCACAGCGACGAGCAUGCGUUGCUCACAACCACUUCCGACUCGUUCUGGGAGCCUGGUAACUACAAGAGGACCACCAAGAGAGUAGACGAUGGACAUCGACUGUGCAGCGAACUUCAAACCUUGGUCCAAGAACGUGCCGAUAUCGAGAAGGCGUACGCGAAAAGCCUCAGAGGAUGGGCUAAGAAAUGGAAUGAUUUGAUCGAAAAGGGACCAGAAUACGGCACAAUGGAAGCUGCUUGGAAGGGCAGCAUGGUGGAAGCGGAACGACUUUCAGACCUCCACCUCAGCGUCAGGGAUAGGCUGGUGAACGACGUUAUGGCACAGAUAAAGAACUGGCAGAAGGAAACUUAUCAUAAGUCAAUGAUUCAACUAAAAGAACGCAAGGAAAUGGACGAAGCAUUCAAGAAGGCCCAGAAACCAUGGUCGAAAUUACUUCAGAAGGUUGAACGCGCCAGGCUAGAGUACCACACGGCUUGCAAACAAGAAAGGACAGCACAGAACCAGGAAAGAAACGCCAGCGGAGACAGCUCUUUUAGUCCAGAUCAGAAAGCCAUGACGGUCAAGAAAAUGGCAGAUCGUGUAUCGAAAUGUCGCGACGAAGUGUCAAAGAACCGAGAAAAAUACCAGACAGCUCUAGCCGAGAUCACGGCGUACAACCCUCGAUACAUAGAGGACAUGACUUCAGUAUUCGAUAGGUGCCAACAGAUGGAAGCGCAGCGAUUGAAAUUCUUCAAAGAUGUGCUGUUUAGCUUCCACAAAUGCCUCAACAUAAGUCAAGAACCGAGCUUACCGCAAAUCUACGAAGAGUUCCACCACACGAUCAACAACGCAGACAGCCAGAAGGACCUCAAGUGGUGGGCCAACAACCACGGGGUCAAUAUGGCGAUGGCCUGGCCUCAGUUCGAGGAGUACACCGAGGAGUUCCGGGACAUCGCCAAGGGCAAGUCCAAGGAGAGCCUGCCCACCGGACCGAUUACGUUGCUCAAUCAGCGGCCAGUCAGCGAGGAUGAGUUACCGCCAAUAACGAAUAACAAGACGAACAAAAGUAACAAUCACUCGGAGCCCCCCGUGCCCGCGCCCGCUGCCCCGCCCCUCUCCAACAACACCACCGCCAACAACACCAUAGACAAGAAGACCAUCAGCGCUCCCAUCGCCGUCACUAACGGCACGGCGGGCGGCCCGAAGUCGAACAAGUCGUCGCCCGCGCGGGAGGGCGCCGACAACCCGUUCGAGGAGGAGGAGUGGGACGGGGACGGGGAGGGGGGCGCGCUCACGGACUCCGGCGAGCCCGGCCUGCCCGUGCGCGCGCUCUACGACUACACCGGCGCAGAGAGCGACGAGCUCUCCUUCCGGCAGGGAGACCUGUUCGAGAAGUUGGAGGAUGAAGACGAGCAGGGCUGGUGCAAGGGACGCAAGGACGGGCGCGUGGGGCUCUACCCGGCCAACUACGUGGAGCCCGUGGGCCACUAGCGCCGCUGCCCGCACGAGUCCCAGCACGACUGAAUAUAUUAUCUAAAUAUUAUAAAUAUAUCAGAAUUUUCAUCAACAUCGUAAACUGAAUUACUUGUAGAUUUUUUUUAAGAGAAAAUCUUCAAUUGGUAUCGUUUACAUUAAAUUUUAUUUAUAUUUAUCGAGAACAGCGCGUCGUAUUGUCUAUUAUUAUUCAUAGCAACAUUUGGAUUCACAUUCAUACAUACAUACACGAGUACAUAAUUAAUUUAUUAGCGAGUCGCGAAUUAGUCAUUAGAGUACAGGAGGACAUUUGUAUGAGCAGUCUAGUACGAGCGACUCUACGCUUCGUCGAAUCAUAUAUCAUCCAUUUGUGAUAUAUUUUAAAUGUAAAUGUGCAGCGAAAUAUUUCUAUAAAAUUUACCGAUCGAUAAAAAAAAAACAAAAUGUUUCUGUACACGAUAUUCCUCGCUAUUGUAGGAUAUUUAUACAAUUUUCAAUAAUUUUUAGUGACGUGCCGUAUUCUUGUAGUGUGUUAUAUCGAUGUGGUUUGAGUAGAUUCAAAUCGAUGAUGCGUAUAAAAUGAAAUAUGUGAAAUAAUUUUUUAAGAUAGCGAAGCUGUUUAAUUGGCUUCGUUUUCGAUUUAUGAAUAAUUAAUUGACUUGGAACGUAUAUUUUUGGAUAAAAAUUGUUAGCUACAAUUUGCACGUAAACCAAAAAAAAUGUUUAUUUGUGUUAGUGACAUUGUAUUAUUGUUUCUAUGAACUUUGUUAACUGAAUAACAUCGUCGAACAAAGCUUGAGAAUAACUAGUUGGACACCGCUGCCUUUGUCGGGCGCAUUCAAUUUAGCUAAGCCAAAAAUUUUAGGCCAAUAUAUAAAUAUAUCGUAAUAGGCAAACCAAACGUUUAGAUGGCAAUGGGAUACAUAUAUAUAUUUUGUGAUAUAAGCUCCUGUCGGUGGGUGUCGUUGUCUGUAGGUGUGGUUGUGUACAUACACGCUUUUAAUGAUGUAAUACUUGUCGUGAAUGUAUAGAGUAUUUAUUUCCCAUUGUAUAUAAUGUGUAAUUUAUGUGAGAAUUUAAAUUUGGUUAAUAUCGAUAGUGUUGAUUGGAAUAUAUUGUAUUUUUUUUUUAGCUUUUUAUGGACGCAACGUUAUAAAGAUGCGUUGUUUUAACAAAGGAAAAUGUUUUAAAGCAAUUUUUAUUCGUGGCUCAAUAGCUAUCGAUAUAAAUCAACUCUAGUAUUAAUAUUACGAUAGGGCGCAUAAAACAUUAAUGACUGAUUAUUGGCCUAGUGGUUUUUGACGGCUCGAUUUAAGCUUCCAUUUUGGCUGCCGGUUCUCAUUCUAAGGUGCUACUCCCACGUCUCCCGCACCAGCGCAGACAUGUGCACUGUAUCCCAACUAAAUAUGCCACUACCGCAUUUAAGGCUACAUUUGACGCAAAUAUGAAAUUGCCAAAUAGAGCAUUUACGAAAAGAAGUUUUGCACGACGCAAGCGCCCUCUCGUCAUUAGUUUUAAAAAAUAUCAUUAAUAUAUUACGAAGAUGUUUACCUUUAUUUUUCUUUUUCCUUUUGUACCUCGUUAUAUUGUUGUAUUGUGAUUAUGACGGGGAGUCAUACAUAGUCACGAGGCUGAAUCCGAACACCUCCUAGACUACUUGUAUCGCGUUAGUAGCGACUUGUUUAUAUUAAAUAACAUUGUUAUAGGUUCAGCAACCUUUUGUGAAAAUUAUUUGUAUUAUAUUAUUAUUAUCAGAGAGGUGGUUCUGGACCACUUAUGUUAAUAUAUUAAUAAUAUUGGUAAUUAAAUUGUUACAUAUGUGA
Bombyx mandarina (wild silkworm) is the source of this 3663-nucleotide messenger RNA. It is a transcript of the gene Synd, whose product is annotated as protein kinase C and casein kinase substrate in neurons protein Synd. The record is from RefSeq and is a predicted model, not a curated record. Gene Ontology annotation, molecular function: protein binding; phospholipid binding. Lineage: Eukaryota; Metazoa; Arthropoda; Insecta; Lepidoptera; Bombycidae. Gene Ontology annotation, biological process: regulation of endocytosis; plasma membrane tubulation; cytoskeleton organization. Gene Ontology annotation, cellular component: endosome; cytoplasm; plasma membrane.